GAUAAUUAAUCAUGCUAGGCAACUAUACAUACACGUCGCACUUCAAAAUCUCUCACCUUUAAUCGACACAAUCUAAUUUAUGGCAAUGCACUCUGUGAGUCGAGAGGAAAUAUAUUUCUCCAACACCUGCCUAAGACGUUAUCUCCUCCUCUUCGCUAUCAUCAGCAGAAUGAACAAAUAAGAAACAUAACCUUUUGAGAACAAAAGAAUACUGCUUAAGUUUAUUUAUUAUUAUUUGCACCUGUUUUAUAGUGUUUAAUUUAAAUUAGAGUCAAUAGUGAAUCAUGUACAACAUCAACAAAAAUUAUCUGCUCUUUAUAGUAGGUCUUUUCAUUGGUAGUUAUCUCGCAUUUCAAGUUAAAUCAAGAAACACAAUCAUUCCAAGCAUAAAUCAAACAUUUAUUGAUCUCCCUAAAAAGCUAGCUUCGCUUAACACUUAUUAUGAGAAUUGGUUUCAAAAUGCGGGUUUUAUACGUAGGAAACACACAAUCGACACAUUACGAUACGGUGAUCAUUUAUUUCGAACAGAAGCAAAGAUUUUAGAACAUCAAAUACCAAUUUUGUGCGUGAUACUUUCAAACAACGAUAAAACUGCCAAAGCGGGGGUUCAUACCUGGGCUAAGGGUUGUACCGACGUGACUAUAGUUAAACUAAGUGGUAGAAAGGGGAAACAUCAUAUACCAAUGAAAAAAACCGCCGAGAAUUCCAAUUGGAAUAAGUUAUGCGGUGCAAUUAAAGAAAUUGAAUAUGAUAAAUUUGAGUGGGUUGUUUUUGUGCAUCAACAAACGUUUGUAUUGUUAGAGAAUUUAAGAUGGUUUGUAGCUAGUUUAAAUCAUACAAAAGGGUAUUAUUUAGGGCAGGCGGAGAGUUUUUGGAACGUACGGUAUAAUUUAGCGCAGGCGGGGUUUGUGCUAAGUCAGGGUAGUUUAAGGCUUUUAAAGGCGGAGUUUGAUGAGGAGAAGGGAUGUAAAGUGGAUAGUUUGAUGUUGAACAAAGAGGAUUUUACAUUGGGUAAAGUUUUAUCAAAAUAUGAUAUAUUUCCUAUUGAUACGCGUGAUCCAGAUGGUUAUUCCACAUUCAACGCGUUUAACUGGCAGCAGGAGUUUUUUCCGGGCGUGAAUUAUUAUAAGAAUUCGAUUUAUCCACGGAAAUGUUGUAGUUCUAGAGUAAUUACUUUUAAAGGAAUUGAACGAGAUAAAUUUUAUAUGUAUUAUUAUUUAUUGUACCAGUUGGAUGUUUUUCGUGAUGGAAAUCUAGGGAACAAGCCAAUGGCCACACCAGCUGAUAAAGAUUAUGUUUGGAAACAUUUUCUUGCUGAACAUGGAGUAUAUCGCAAUGUUUCCGCAGAUGAGUAUUACAAUAUUUGGGCAGAGUCAGGUUUCAAUCCGGAAAUGUUCAAUCGGUUUGAUAACAACUACGAUUAAUGAGUCAACAACGAAUUUUUAAUAAUAAACUGUGAUAAAAUUAACAAAA
This is a messenger RNA of Dalotia coriaria, 1473 nucleotides long. Its product is annotated as C1GALT1-specific chaperone 1-like. The record is from RefSeq and is a predicted model, not a curated record. Gene Ontology annotation, molecular function: N-acetylgalactosaminide beta-1,3-galactosyltransferase activity. Bases 285 to 1424 code for a protein of 379 amino acids. NCBI's taxonomy places the organism in Eukaryota, Metazoa, Arthropoda, Insecta, Coleoptera, Staphylinidae. The transcript has 4 exons.